GAGGGCCCAACGGGGGAGGCUACCUGCUGAACAACUACGAGUCGUUUGCCAUCACAGUGGGCGCCAUUCUCCUCUGCGGCAUUCUCAACUCCUUCUCCAUCAAGUUCAUUGGCCGCCUUGCCGUCGUCAGUGCCGUCUAUCAGAUGGGUCUCGCCAUAGUCAUCAUGAUUCUGCUGCCGUCGGUAGCGCCAGUGCACCAGAGUGCCUCCUUCGUCUUCACUCACCACCACGUGCAGCUGGACGUGUCUCUGCUGCCCACUAUGGCGUACGCCUUCAUAGCAGCGAUGCAGCUAUCGCAGUACUCCCUCUACGCAUACGACACAGUGGCCCACAUGGCAGAGGAGACCAAGCGCUCCGAUCGCGCGUCCCCAGCCAGCAUGGUGCUCUGCCUGUCCGCGGUCAGCCUGCUCGCGUGGGGGCUGCUCGUCGCCUUCACCUUCUGCAUUCAGAACGACGACAACCUCACCAGCCCGGACAGCGUUACGGCCGGCAAUCAGAUCCUGGUUACCAUCAUCUGGGAGGCCUUUUUCGCUCGCUUCGGCAGUGGCACAGGGGCGGUGGUGGUGCUCUCACUCAUCUACAUCGCCUUCCUCUUUGGCGUCUUCGCCGGCAUUCUUGGCGCCUCCCGCGCGGCCUACGCCAUAUCGCGAGACAAGGGCCUGCCAUUCGCGCUCAUCUGGCGGCGGGUGAACCGAGACAAGACGCCCAUCUACUCCGUGUGGCUGUGCUGUGGCGUCGCCAUCCUCUUCUCCCUGCCACUCCUCAAGGACUCUUUCCUCUUCUCCGCCAUCACCUCCCUCGCCACCGUCGCCUGGGUGGGCGGCUAUGCUGUCCCCAUCUUCUUUCGGCUCAUUCAAAGGGAGGAGGACUUUGAACCGGGCCCGUUCUACCUCUCUAAAUACGUCGGCGUGUGGGGCAGACCUUUCAAGACUUGCCUUGCCUUGCUGCAAUGCUCUGCCUCGACGGCGCUGCUCAUUCACCCCUCCUCCCUAAACCAUGGACCCGUGGGCGUGAUCUUCGCCCCCGCAUCAUCCACAAUCUCUCCGCUCAGCAGCACCGUCGUUGCCCCCAUGCGGAACCCCUUCUUGGCACUCGCUGCCAUUGCUCGCGAAGAGGAGGAGGAGGAGGAGGAGAAGAAGAAGAAGGAGGUGGAGGAGGAGGAGGAGGAGGAGGAGGAGGAGGAGGAGGAGGAGGAGGAGGAGGAGGAGGAGGAGGAGGAGGAGGAGACGGAGGCGGAUGGGUGGAGCAGUGAUUGUUGGUAUGCCUGGGAGCUGCACUAG
Molecule: messenger RNA, 1280 nt
Organism: Closterium sp. NIES-65
Lineage: Eukaryota; Viridiplantae; Streptophyta; Zygnematophyceae; Desmidiales; Closteriaceae
Source: the annotation of a GenBank genome assembly